AUGAAGCUAUCUACAGCUCUCAGUGCAGUCGCGCUCCCCUUCGCCCAAGCCCUUAAUCUUGGCGGCCGUCCUUACCAAAUUAUCCAUGACCGCGCCACCGCUCUCCAGGACUUUGUUACCUGGGAUGAGCAUUCACUGUUUAUCCAUGGCGAGCGGGCCAUGAUGUUCUCGGGCGAGUUCCACCCGUUUCGUCUGCCCGUGCCGUCGCUGUACUUGGAUGUCUUUGAGAAGAUCAAGGCGCUUGGGUUUAACAUGGUUUCCUUCUAUGUGGAUUGGGCGCUGCUCGAGGGCAAGAAGGGAGAGUAUCGUGCGGAUGGCAUCUUCGCCUUGGAGCCGUUCUUUGACGCCGCUACCAAGGCUGGCAUUUAUCUGCUGGCUCGACCGGGUCCGUAUAUCAAUGCUGAGGUUAGCGGUGGCGGAUUUCCCGGGUAUUUGCAGCAGUUGAAGGGGAUUUUGAGGUCGUCGGCUCCUGAUUUUCUGAAUUCAACUGAUAAUUACAUGGCUCAUGUGUGUGCCACCAUUGCCAAAUAUCAAAUCACAAACGGUGGACCGGUCGUCCUCUUCCAGCCUGAGAACGAGUACUCGUCCGGAAGCAACAUUCCGUUUCCGAAUGGACAGUACAUGCAAUAUGUUAUCAACCAGGCCAGACAUGCGGGUAUUUCAGUGCCCAUGGUUAAUAACGACGUUGGCCCUGCGGGCAAUUACGCUCCUGGAAAGGGUGUUGGAAGCAUGGAUAUCUAUGGACAUGAUAGCUACCCCCUCGGGUUUGAUUGUGGAAACCCCACGGUGUGGCCUGCGAACGGACUUCCCACCAACUUUCACCAACUCCAUUUCCAAGGAGGCGCCUUUGAUCCGUGGGGCGGCUGGGGCUUUGAAAAAUGCGCAGCUCUAGUCAACCACGAAUUCGCACGAGUCUUUUACAAGAACAACUUGGCAGCUGGAGUGUCGAUUUUCAGCAUCUACAUGAUCUACGGAGGAACAAACUGGGGCAAUCUCGGUCAUCCAGGCGGAUACACCUCGUACGACUACGGCGCGUGCAUUCGAGAAAACAGAGUCAUUGACCGUGAAAAGUACUCUGAAGUCAAACUCGAAGGCCAGUUCGUCAAAGUGUCGCCGGGUUACAUCACUGCUGCUGUAGGCACAGCCUCAACAACCGCAUACUCCAACAAUCCCGGCAUCACCAUAACGCCCCUGACGUCCAACGGCACAGGGAAUUUCUUCAUUGCCCGUCAGACAGACUACACAGCUACCGGAAGCGUCUCAUACACGCUUACUCUGCCCACCACCAAUGGAACCAUCACGAUCCCUCAGCGCGGCGGAAGCUUGUCCUUGCACGGGCGAGAUUCCAAGAUUCAUCUGACGGAUUAUCCAGUAGGUGACUACAAGCUGGUGUAUACAACUGCAGAGGUGUUCACUUGGAAAAAGUAUGCCGACAGAACGGUAUUGGUACUGUACGGAGGACCAAAUGAAUUACACGAAUUCUCCGUCAACGCUCCCUCAGCCGCCAAGGUCAUGCGUGUCGAGGGAAUCAGCGUGUCGCCUCAUGCACAGGCUCUCUCAACUGUAGUUCAGUGGAAGACGUCGUCCAAGAGACAGUUUAUCCAGAUUGGCGACUUGGCAAUCUACCUCGUUGACCGCAACACCGCCUACAACUACUGGGUUCCCGUCAUCCCCGGUCCCAAAUCCUCCGAGUACGGUACAUCGCUCAUGAAUCCAGACGCAGCAAUCAUCAACGGUGGCUACCUCAUCCGCUCUGCCUCCGUCACCGGAAACACCCUCUCCGUCCGCGCCGACUUCAACACAUCCACGCCUCUCGAAGUCAUCGGCAUCCCCAACGGCGUCACCAAACUAUCUGUCAACGGCAAGAAUCUCAAAUACACCACCUCCUCGACAGGCACAUGGGUUUCCCAGCCGGACAUUACCAUCCCGGCUCUCCAACUCCCCGACCUCAACAAGCUCUCCUGGUACCAGAUCGAUUCUCUGCCCGAAAUCACCUCCAAAUACGACGACUCCAAGUGGACAACUGCUUCCCAAAAGCCUACGAGCAAGCCCCAAGCGCAUCAUGACAGAUCCAAUGCCACUCUGGCGGCAGACUCGUCGCCGGUGUCUCUCCACGGGUCAGACUACGGCUUCAACACGGGAACCCUCCUCUUCAGAGGGCACUUUACUGCGUCUGGGAAAGAAUCCUCCUUCAAGGCAUGGACGUCCGGCGGCACAGGGUACGCCAGUUCGGUAUGGCUGAACGACCGCUUUGUCGGGUCCUUCAAGGGCAACGAUGACGCCGAGAACCAGAAUUCCACGUAUUCCCUGCCGAAUCUCACAGCGGGCAAAGCCUACAUUCUCACAGUGGUGGUAGACUCCAUGGGAUUCAAUGAAAACUUCAACCCCGGCUACGAGGACAUGAAGGUACCCCGUGGCAUCUUCGAAUACACACUCUCCUCUCCUGACGGCGCCCAAACAAACAUCACCACCUGGAAAAUCACUGGCAAUCUCGGUGGUCAAAACUACGCCGACAAGCACCGCGGUCCUCUCAACGAGGGAGGCCUCUUCUUCGAACGCCAAGGAUACCAUUAUCCGUCGCCGCCCCUGGAUUUCUUCACAAAGGGCUCGCCGUAUGACGGCGCCGAUCACGCUGGUAUCACGUAUUAUGUCACCAAGAUGGCGCUGGACUUGCCUACUGAUAAGUACGAUAUCCCGCUUUCGUUUGUGUUCACCAAUGCGACGAAAUAUGGGGAUUACAGGGCCCUGCUUUACGUCAAUGGAUUCCAAUUCGGCAAGUAUAGCAGCAAUAUUGGUCCGCAGACCGAGUUCCCCGUGCCGGAGGGCAUUCUCAACUACAAUGGGGAUAACUGGAUCGGUCUGGCGGUUUGGUCGUUGGAUAAUACCGGUGCAAGGGUGCCUGGGUUUGAGGUCAAGGCUGGGACUCCUGUGCAGUCUUCCCGGAAUAAGGUUGAACUUGUUACGGGACCGUCGUAUUCCAAGCGUCCAGGGGCGUAUUGA
Pochonia chlamydosporia 170 is the source of this 3000-nucleotide messenger RNA. Its product is annotated as beta-galactosidase precursor. NCBI's taxonomy places the organism in Eukaryota, Fungi, Ascomycota, Sordariomycetes, Hypocreales, Clavicipitaceae. Gene Ontology annotation, molecular function: beta-galactosidase activity. Gene Ontology annotation, cellular component: vacuole. The record is from RefSeq and is a predicted model, not a curated record. The transcript is spliced from 8 exons. The coding region runs from base 1 to 3000 and encodes 999 amino acids. Gene Ontology annotation, biological process: carbohydrate metabolic process.